ACUUCGUGUGUCUUUUGCCUUCUGUCAUCCUGCAUCUGCACCUUCAUCGACUGGUCUAAGCUGGUCUGGAUUAUAGUCGCCAUCCUCACAGCAUUCCCCAUCUCCUUCACUGCCCCCGCUUGAUGAGAGCUUCGUGCCUUGGUGUGACUCUCGGAAAGUUGUAGAAUGGCAACCAACAAUAAGAAGAAUCUCACAGUUACGAUUGAAAGACGGAAUACCGACGACUCCGACACCAACAAGACUCCUCGCACAGCACGCUUCGCCGAAGCUACUUCAGUCUACUCACCUGUUGACGGACCGAAGACACCCUUCGACUACCCCACCAACCACUACAAACCUCAGCCUCAAGUUUCCGACGUAGGUCUAUCCUACGUAUCAGCCGUCGAGAUGGAAGAAACCGACCGAAGAUAUCUUCCUCCACCAACGCCCCGCACUCAGGGUGCGCUCAAGAGUGCAAUGAAGUCGCCUGGUGCACCACCACGGACACCAGGCGCUGCGAGCAUCCUGAGUCCUACCUUCAGGGAAGAGCAGAAGCUCGAGAAGCAUGAGGCCUUCACCGAGAAGGAGCAAGCAAAAGACUUGAAAAUCAAGGUCCGGGUAAGAAUAGCAAAGAUAUUCUUGCGUGGCAUCAACUUUGCUUGCAGUCUGAUCGUCCUCUCCAUGGUCGCAACUGCCUUCGCUAUCUUCAACGCCACAAAGACUCUCGCACCACGAAACAACCUUCCACCAUGGGCCGAAAACACGAAGAUCUGGCCUCAAGUCGUUAUCCUGUCUAUCGCCUGUGUCUCACUCGUCAUGUCAAUUGUCGUCAUGGUUGCCUACUUUAGAGGCGGUCACAACCGAGCCGAGAAAGUAGCUGCCUACUACACUGUCUUCGCCGUCGGGUUCUUCGUCUUCAGCAUUAUCAUGUGGGCCGUUGGAGCCGCGAUCCUCAACCAGAGUAAAGCGAAUAACAACAACAAGGACAUGUGGGGCUGGUCUUGCGUGGAUAACAAGCGACGACAUCUCUUUGAGGAUGAUAUCUCCUAUGCGCUCGUCUGCCGUCUUCAGAACUGGGCACUUGUCUGCUGCAUCAUUGAAGUCGUUGUCGAGCUCCUCUGUGUCAUCAUCUACGGCAUCGUCUUCUACCGCUUCUGGUCCAAGCGCAAGCUCAGGAAGUCCAUGGCUAUGCGCGACCGCGCCCGCUCAGAUCUCUACCUCGCCCAGCUCCGCUCGCAAUCCGCUCCCAACACACCCGGCUUCGGACCACUCUCCCCUCGCUCCGGCGGCUGGCGCCCACCCCCAGGCCACCCCAUGCACACUGACGCGCACUCUGCCGCGGAAGCUGGCGAGAGCGACAAAGUGCAAUACGCCUCUGUCCGCGAGAUCGUGCAACCCCAGCCCUUCACCCUCGGCGCUCCUCCCAUCAAAGUCACUGGUGCUACACCCAAGCUUGGACAGGACGGCUUCGAUGCCCCCGCGCGAAUGGGCACUGCAUCUCCCCCUCUCCCGCCUGUCUCCCCUGGCUUCCAGGAACGACACAACGACCACGUCAACGCCGCUCCGGGCGAGCAACAAUACGCCUCGGUACCCAUCCCGGGCGCGUACACGCCUCUGGCUUCACCGUCAUACCCGCCGCCGCAACAGCAACCGGCGGGCUUUGACUUUGGUCCCAACGUGACCGGCCGCUAGAGAGUGGAUGAUCUUGUUGUAUCGUUAUUUGUUGCAUUAGCGUCGUUGUUCUUUCUCUUCUUCUUUUGUUGGAUCUGGGAUUCCUUGGGUGCACAGAAACUUGUACAUUUUUCCUAUUGUUGUUUGAGAAGCUGGCCUUUGGGCUGUGCUUUCGUUCCGAUCGCUUACGGGUGUUUGGUUGAUUUUCCUUGAGAUACCUUGACACACACGUCUCUCACUAUUUUUUGACGAGAAUGGAUUGCCUGGGGUGUGUUGUUUGGAUACGCAUACGGAUGCAGAUGUGAUAAAGAUUGAGAUGGCAGAUACCUAUCAUAAGAC
This is a messenger RNA of Parastagonospora nodorum SN15, 1989 nucleotides long. RefSeq lists its product as hypothetical. The transcript is spliced from 3 exons. Lineage: Eukaryota; Fungi; Ascomycota; Dothideomycetes; Pleosporales; Phaeosphaeriaceae. The coding region runs from base 166 to 1671 and encodes 501 amino acids. The record is from RefSeq and is a predicted model, not a curated record.